AUCUCUCUCUCUCUCUCUCUCUCUCGCAGCGCCGCUGGAAGAUGGCUAAGGUCCACCCGAACAGCGCCGUUCCUUCUCUUGAGCUACCGAGGCUCGCCACCUGCGGUAACGGUGCCGAUAGUAGCGCAGCUGGGCGGAAGGAAAACGCUGCGGUGUUGACGGUAUGGCGGAAGUCUCUGCUCUUCAGCUGCAACGGGUUCACAGUCUUCGACGCCGAGGGAAACUUGGCCUUCCGAGUCGACGUCUACGGAUCCGGCACUCCCGAGGAUCUCGUGCUCAUGGACGCCGCUGGAAAGCCGCUACUCACCGUCCGGCGGAAGAAGCUGAGCCUCGGGGAGAAGUGGCUGAUGUAUGGCGGAGAAGACACCGUUAACCCCAUCUACGUCGUCAAGAGGCGCGUGACCCUCCUCCCUUCGAAGCCCACCGCCGCCAUCGCCCACGUGGCCCAGUGCCGCGGCGGCGGUCCCGGGUACGAGGUCGAGGGGUCGUACUCACGGCGGAGCUGCACCAUCUACGACAAGCGAAGGCUGGUGGUGGCAGAGGUCCGGCCGAAGGAGGCCGUCGGCGGCGUGGCCUUCGGCGGCGACGUCUUCCGCCUCGUCGUCCACUCGGAUCUCAACGCGUGUCUCGCGAUGGGCAUUCUGAUCACCCUCGAUCAGAUGUUUCGAUGAGGGUGGCGUCUCUGAUCGACGGCUGAGAUCGAAAGCUGGAAUGAAGGCCAUUUGCGGCCUCUGCUUUCUAUCUCGCAUAUUGACCAAUGGAAGACAAGCAAAAUAUGAGUGUAAAUAUUUCCAUUUGCAAUGAGGAAUUUGGAUUUUGGUCCGGCAAA
Messenger RNA from Musa acuminata subsp. malaccensis (wild Malaysian banana), 829 nucleotides. Its product is annotated as protein LURP-one-related 8. The record is from RefSeq and is a predicted model, not a curated record. Lineage: Eukaryota; Viridiplantae; Streptophyta; Magnoliopsida; Zingiberales; Musaceae.